AUAUUGUUUUAUCGAGAUAAUUUUUUUUUUUUUUUUAUAACAAUAAUGUGUUCGUCUUGAAUUCAUACGAAUGCGCUCGCGCUGCCACCACGGACUGCUUCCUACCGACACUGGCUGCAACAAGCUCUAUCCUGUCGGUAAGUUGUGCGAUCCAUUUGUACACGUUUAUUUGUUAGUUGACUGGGUUUGUUUAGGGUUUAGCAGAUGGGAGGCUGAUCUUGUUUAGCAGAUCUUGUUUAGCAGAUGGGAGGCUAUAUAUCCGACUGCUUCAACUAAGGUAACGUAAAUGUAGGCGUACGGUUACUUAGCAAUGUGAUGUGAAACGUGAUUAGACGUUUAUUAAUUCAUUUAAUAGUGCUUUGAUAUGUGUCUGGGUUUGUUUAGAGGCUACCGGUAAGUGACAAACUCUAUUCGGCUGCUUAAGGUAACGUAGAUGUAGGCUAACCUUAACUUUUAGCAAUGUGAAACGUAAUGUUUAUUAAUUCAUUUAAUAGUGCGUUGAUAUGUGCCGUGUUUAUUGUUAUGGUUUGAUGCUGGUUAAUGUGAUUGUCCUGAUUUCAGCCUUCAGAGCUGCUGUCACUAUCUGGUCUAAGUGUGUCCCAGGGAAAUGGCAGAUCACAUUAUUGAUCAACGCAUCAGGAUGUACUACAAUCAAGGUCUAACACAGGCAGAAAUUGCAUUGUGCCUUUCUGUUAGAGAUGGCUUUCAGAUUAGUCCUCGUCAUUUAAGGAGAAGACUAGCCCGGUUACAACUUUACAGACGACGGUUAAGCGAUGCUGCUGAGAUUGUUAACUUCAUUAGCAACCAGAUAAGAGGACCGGGUCGUCUUCAUGGUUACCGAAUGAUGCACGAGAGGUGCAGAUUGGCUGGACUGCGCGUGACUCGAGACAUGGUUCAGGAGAUUCAGUCACAUCUUGACCCAGAGGGCGUACAGCAACGGAGAGGAACAAGACUUCGGAGAAGAUGUUAUAGUGUCCCAGGGCCCAAUUAUUUAUGGCAUAUGGACUCUUAUGACAAGCUGACUCCUUUCGGCAUUGGAAUAAACGGAUGCAUUGAUGGGUUUUCGCGUCAUAUAAUCUGGAUGCAAGCAAACUCUUCCAAUAGUAACCCCAAAGUAAUUGCAGCAUACUUUAUGAAUGCAGUCACGGGACUCGGGGGGUGUCCAAAAAUAAUCCGAUCGGAUUUAGGAACUGAGAAUGUUCAUGUUAAUAGGCUGCAACACUUCUUCCGAGAAGAUGAGACUGGCGUUGUGCAUGGGCCGUGUGUGUUCCAAGGACGCAGUACAGCAAAUCAACGGAUCGAAAGCUGGUGGGGGAUCUACAGGAGACAGAACGCAAGCUAUUGGAGGGACGUCUUCCAGGAGUUCCAGGCAACUGGAGACUUUAAUGGGGAUUUCAUAGACAAGGGUCUCAUCCAAUUCUGCUUUCUUAAGAUUAUCCAAAAUGAGCUAGACACCGUUGUGACAAUGUGGGACAACCAUCGCAUUCGACCAGGUGGAAACGGACACCCUAAUUAUCAUGGAAAACCAUGUUUGAUGUACAAUGUACCUGAGCUCUAUCAUACACAAGAUUAUUUGCAUCCACUACAGUAUGAAAGAGUUGGAAUUGUUCUCCAAGAGGACAUUUGUCUGUGGAAAACAGACAUUCCCUGCGACCAUGACCUGCAUGAGCUCUGUUUGAUGGUGAUGGAAGAAAACAACAUAGCACUGUGUCAUAACGCUACAGAGGCAAUACGACUUUACAAAGACCUGAGGCCUUUAAUAAGAGCACUCCUGCCAGAGCCUCAUCUCUGAUGUUGUUGUAGCAUACAGACAGAUGUACUGUCUAUGGUACUAAUAAUGAUGAUGAUGAUGAUGAUGAUGGUGGUGGUGGCAUUUCCAGCAAUGAUGCCUCUCUAAAAAUUUACAUUUCUCAAGUAUCAUUGGCAUUUGCAUCCAUUGAUGCUGUGUGUUGAAAUGUUUUACUAAGAUAAUGUGAUUUCUGUGUAGUAGGCCAGAUUCAUAAUGGGGACCAGCAAAGGCACUUAAAGGAACACACACAGAUUUUGGGAAUUUAGCUUAUUCACCGUAUCCCCCAAAGUUAGGUAAGUCCAUACCUUUCUCAUCUCCGUGCGUGCUGUAACUCUGAAGCACACACCGCUAACCUAGCUUAGCACAAAGUCUGGAAGUGAAUGGCUCCA
Molecule: messenger RNA, 2178 nt
Organism: Misgurnus anguillicaudatus (oriental weatherfish)
Lineage: Eukaryota; Metazoa; Chordata; Actinopteri; Cypriniformes; Cobitidae
Source: RefSeq, a predicted model, not a curated record